CUAGAAUUUGUAUUGCGCCUAUUUUUUUUUAGCUUGGACCCACUUUUCUAAACAUUUUCUAAACAAACCUAAGCUCCUAAUCUUCACCAGAUGUUUCCAUCGAUGCCUGCACAUCUCAUUCAAAGAAAUUUAUAAGCCUCCGCCCAAGGACUUAGAGGACUACAGCUACGGGGUCUAGUUUUCCCUGGAAAGUCAUCUUAGGGAACAGCAACCACCUGCUCACCCGGCGAUGGUGUCCGGCAGAUCUCAUGCGGCCGACAGCCCGGUUGGGCCAAGCAACCGGCUGGCCGUGUGCCUCAUCCACUUUGUCCUGGCAGUCACGUCCGGCUGGGGCUUGAAGCGAAGCACUGGCCGCCAGGCGAUGGCAGCUUUCGGGAUAUUCUUCGGCCACAGUCUGCUCUGUCUGCUGCGGCACACACACCCGAAUCCGGGUCACCUUCAGCGGCUGCUGUGUGACAAGUCGCGGCGCUACUCCUCCGUGCUCUUCGUCACCCUCAUCGUAGGAGAACUCCAGGCCAUCAACCCAACGACCAAAAUUGGCGAGUUCUUCGGCGCCGACUGGGACAGACUGGCCUUUGGACUCUGGACCGGCACCCUGGCCCUGGCCAUCGGUAGCCUCUGGACGGCCGGCAACCGCGGCAGCUCCAUCGGCGCCGGCUUCGUCAAGCUGGAUGCCGCCCACUUGGGCCUGUGCGUCCUGUGGAACGUCUACUGUUUGUGGCACAUUGCCGUCGUGGACGAGCACUGGUGGUCCCUGGGCCUGGCCCUGCUCGUCCUCCUGAAUCACUUUGUCCUGUGGCGCCUGCCGCUGCACUUCAACAUCAGCCAGCUGGAGGUGGCCACCAUCGGCAUGUGCUUCACCACCAUUUUCGCCCUGAACGCCAUCCAGGAGCAACUGGAGGCGGUGGCCAGUGGACUGCCGGGCAUCUAGGCAGAAGUGGCAGCAGGGGCAGGUUUCCUGGUGGCCAAAGACCAAGCACUCAAGUCGCUAUUUCCCUGCAGGGUUUUUCGUUUUUUUAAUUGUAGUUUAAAGUUCAAACCAUGACACCCACAUGGCACAUUAAAGUUUUAAUUUUUUGUUGCAAAUUAAUUGAAUUAAGUAUAAAAAUUAAUAAGAUAAUUGAAAUUUAAGGAGGACUCUGCAGGGAGAGGACGACUUGCUUCUAUUAAUAUUUAUAUUAAAUGUACGUUGUUGAUCACGAAACUUGUAUAGUCAGAAAAUCAAUAAAAUUGAGGAACUUUUUUAA
Molecule: messenger RNA, 1247 nt
Organism: Drosophila ananassae
Lineage: Eukaryota; Metazoa; Arthropoda; Insecta; Diptera; Drosophilidae
Exons: 2
Coding region: 230-931 (233 amino acids)
Source: RefSeq, a predicted model, not a curated record